This is a messenger RNA of Pseudophryne corroboree (corroboree frog), 2617 nucleotides long. It is a transcript of the gene POU2F3, whose product is annotated as POU class 2 homeobox 3. Gene Ontology annotation, molecular function: RNA polymerase II cis-regulatory region sequence-specific DNA binding; DNA-binding transcription factor activity, RNA polymerase II-specific. Gene Ontology annotation, biological process: regulation of transcription by RNA polymerase II. Gene Ontology annotation, cellular component: nucleus. The coding region runs from base 84 to 1319 and encodes 411 amino acids. The record is from RefSeq and is a predicted model, not a curated record. The transcript has 13 exons. Lineage: Eukaryota; Metazoa; Chordata; Amphibia; Anura; Myobatrachidae.
GAAGACGCAGCCACAGAUCGCAUCUGAAGCUGCUCACUCAGAGUAAACCUGAGAGGUUGUAAAGGAUAAACUCAGGGAUUAACAUGAGCCGCGAAGCAGAUUCCACCGAGGAGCAGCGAAAUGGAGUUGGGCAUCUACAGAAUGGUAGUGACAGAGACUCCCUGGAUUUCAGCAGACAGAUUAAAACUGAAGAUUUCAGUGAGACACUGCAGUCUGGAAUACCUCAUCGGCCAUGUCAUCUGCCCCAAGGGUCUAUAAUGAGUGGAGGGCAAAUGCCUGGGGAUAUGACAUCUUUACAUUCUCUCCAGCAACUAGUCCUGGUUCCCAGUCACUUGCAGUCUGCUUCCCAGUUCCUGCUCUCACAGUCCCAACCGGUCCAGCAAGGUCUUCUUCAACCAAAUCUCAUUGCUCUGCCUCACCAGCAAGCUGGUGCACAAUCAGGGAUGGGGCUGGCGUCCCAGGCAGUGGGACGUCCCGGCCUUCCAGGUUCCUCUCUAGAAAGUCAUCUGGAUCUAGCUCAGCACCUACAUGGCCCCAAACACUUAGCUGUGGCCCCGGAUGAACCCAGUGAUUUAGAAGAACUGGAAAAGUUUGCCAAAACAUUCAAACAGAGAAGGAUAAAGCUUGGAUUUACCCAGGGUGAUGUUGGUCUGGCCAUGGGGAAACUGUAUGGGAAUGAUUUCAGCCAAACAACCAUAUCACGAUUUGAAGCUCUUAACUUGAGUUUCAAAAACAUGUGCAAGCUGAAACCCCUGUUGGAGAAGUGGCUCAGCGAUGCAGAAACUUCCCCAUCAGAUUCUGCCUUAACACCCAAUACUACAUAUCCACAAUUAAGCGAGUUGUUUGGGCGUAAAAGGAAGAAAAGAACAAGCAUAGAAACUAACAUACGUAUGACUUUGGAGAAGCGUUUCCAAGACAACUCCAAGCCCAGCUCCGAGGAGAUCAGCAUGAUAGCAGAGCAGCUGGCUAUGGAAAAAGAAGUGGUGCGAGUUUGGUUUUGUAAUAGACGCCAGAAAGAGAAACGAAUUAACUGCCCAAUUAACUUGCCACUGAAGUCUCCAAUCUACAACUCAAGAAUGGUGUCAACAUCCGGUUCUUUGGGGUCUUUGGCUAUUAAUCCAGUGCACAGUACAAUGACCAGCACAGUGACCUCCUCUUGUUCUCCUGGGAGCUCCAGUAGACCAUGCUCUCCAAGCUCAGGUCUCCACUGCAGCAGUCCCGGAAUCUCCUUAAACAGUUCCAAAUCCAAUGUCAAUACCGCCAGCUACAGUUCAUCUGGACCAUGGUAUCGAUGGAAUCAUCCAACAUACCUGCACUGAGGAGACUCUUCCAACUCAGAUAUGAAAAUGAUGGUUUGUUUAACCAGGAACUUUAAGAGAAUCUCUUAACACAAUGCCGCUUCCACCAGUGGUUUUACGUACUCUAUGGACUAGAAGCGACAGACUUUUGAUACAAAGCAAUCAGUUUGGGGAUAGGCAAGCCUGUGAACACUAAAGACCUACAGUUGGUGACCGUCCUUCGAAAGGAGUGUGCAUCUCAAGAUCCUGUGUCCAUCUAGAGAUCCAUUUGUUUAAUCCAGUGGUUCUCAAACUCGGUCCUCAGGACCCCACACGGUUCACGUUUUCCAUGACACCCAGCAGCUGCACUGUGUAUCACCAACGGUCACAUUUUAAAAAUCUACAGGUGACCUGCAAAACAUGAACCAUGUGGGGUCCUGAGGACCGAGUUUGAGAACCUGUGGUUUAAUCUAUAUUUUAUCCUUUGUGUUUUGCGACAAGGUAGUACCCACCAACUGCUAAAUAUUUUUUGAUGUUUAAAAAGUGGAGUUUACAUUAUAUUUUGUAAUCCCAACAUAGCAACUACCCAUCGUCUAAUAUGUCUGUAGGGGCAGUUUGUGCCUACUAAAUUAUUGAAACUUGUAAAUAGUCUCAAUGUUAUUUUUACCUGAUCGUGUGAUUUUUACCUUUGCUUUGUAAUUCAGAAAACGACUUCUGAACUUUUCCGAUUGAUGUGUUCAAACUAUUUAUAAAUAUCCUUUAUAAAUGCUGCAUUUGAUUAUGUAGAUGUAUCUACCGCAUUUUACACACUGUGGCCCAGAUUUAUCAAGCCUUGGAGAGUGAUAAAUAGCUCAGUGAUAAAGUGCCAGCCAAUCAGCUCCUCACCAUGCUAUUUAUCACCAUGCUGUUUAUCACCAUCCAAGGUUUGAUAAAUGGGGGCCUUUGUUUGCCACUACUGGUGUGCAAGUGAUAUAACAAAUAAUAGAGCCAAUGCUGCCUCAAUAAAGAAAAUUCAUUAUAUGUGAUAUUACAGUUCCAAGUUCAUAGGUAAAUGGUUCUUAGGACUCCAAACAAUUAUAGUGAUUUCAGCAGGGGCGUCAGAAUGAUUUCACACUGUGGGGGGGGCCAAGUUUGAAUUUCAUUUUGGCGCCCCUGCUGUGGUGCCGGCUUCCUCUUCUUCAAACACCCCCCACACACACACACCCGCCCCUGUGGUGCCGGUCUCCUCUCCUUCAAACCCACUCACCACCAUCAGUGCGGGGGAACGCUUACCUCUGCAUCCCCGUGGGCGGCUUCCAAAGUAGUGUGCUGCCGCAGGCAGGGUGCGGUGUCCCCCCGUU